Messenger RNA from Symbiodinium natans, 723 nucleotides. Lineage: Eukaryota; Dinophyceae; Suessiales; Symbiodiniaceae. The record is from the annotation of a GenBank genome assembly.
AUGAUGGAACCGAUGGAACCGAUGGAACCCGAUGGAACCGAUGGAACCGAUCGAGCCCGCAACGACCAAAUGCGGGGCUGGGACUUUCAGGCGGACCACGAGGAGGAGCAUGAGGACCUCACGAUGCCGCUCUUCCCGAGCACGAAGAUGAACAUCCCAAAGACGCUGACGGAGGAGAAGAACUUGGCUGAGCUUCUCUUCGACGACCAGGAGGAGCACUCCGGCCCAUAUGCCUGGAUAGAGCACACGUGGGCGCAGACCGUGGUGGCCGCGGUCAUCGUCCUGAACGCGGUGCUUUUUGGCCUGGAGUCCGACGUUCAAUCGGGGCUCUGGGGGCCGAUCGAGCACGUCAUCCUCAUCAUCUUCGCAGCAGAGCAGGCGAUCCGAUUUGCCCGCUACAGGCUCUCCUACUUCAGCAGCGUGGGAAACUUGUUCGACCUCUUCAUCGUGGCCUGUGGAGCCACGGACCUCUGGGUCAUGCCGCUGGUGAGCGUGCUCUCAGGCCAGAAGAGCUCCAAAAGCUCGGUGCUGCAAGUGAUGCAGCUACUGCGCUUGCUGAGAAUUGCCCGCCUCAUCCGCAUUGUGAAGAUCAUCCCACCCCUCUACAGCCUUGCAGUGGGCAUCGGCGAGGCCCUGCAGGGCAUGUUCUGGGUGCUGAUCUUCCUCUUCAUGCUGCUGUACGCCUGUGCCAUUCUCACCGCCAGGCGCAGCUGGCGGGAUUGA